Eriocheir sinensis (Chinese mitten crab) is the source of this 1206-nucleotide messenger RNA. RefSeq names its product ras-related protein Rab-24-like. The record is from RefSeq and is a predicted model, not a curated record. Gene Ontology annotation, molecular function: GTPase activity; GTP binding. Lineage: Eukaryota; Metazoa; Arthropoda; Malacostraca; Decapoda; Varunidae. The transcript is spliced from 5 exons. The coding region runs from base 195 to 806 and encodes 203 amino acids.
GUAACCCUCGCGGCAGAAGGUAAACAAAACACUUCCCUCGGGACUUCCUCAGCUGGUGCCAUCGACGGGCUGGACAAGUAGUACACGAGGAAGUAGCACAGCCUAACUAGCCCCAUAAAACACCCAAGAAGAAGAAGUGGAGACAUCGGCCUUCAAGACGGCGGCAACUGUACCACUGACCCACACACAAGACAAUGUCCCGUCGGGUUGAUAUGAAAGUGGUGAUGCUGGGCCAGUCAGCUUGUGGCAAGACCAGCAUCGUUGAGCGCUUCAUAUACAACCGCUUCAGCUCUAACUACCAGGCAACUAUAGGUGCUGCCUUUGGAGCCCGUCGCGUGAAUGUGCAAGGCAAGGACAUUUGUGUUGGACUGUGGGACACAGCUGGCAGUGAGAGAUACGAGGCAAUGAGUCACAUGUACUACAGAGAUGCAAAAGCAGCUGUGAUCUGUUAUGAUAUCACAGAUGCUGAAAGUGCUGAGCGUGCCAAGUUCUGGGUGACGGAGAUUCAGAAGCACGAAGAGCAGUGCCACGUUUGGUUGUGUGGCACCAAACUGGACCUGGUUAUAGAGGACCCUAAGACUCGAGAAGUGGACUUCCAUGAUAUGUCUGACUACGCUGAGACGAUUGGUGGAAGAGUGGUUGAAACAUCAAGCAAGACAGGUGAGAAUGUAGAGAAACUCUUCAAUGCUGUCAUACAGGACUAUGCUCAGGGCCUCUCAGAUGGCGUGCCUUCCCCAGAAGACUCUUCAUUCCUCCUCAACACUGGGAGGACAGGAUAUAUAAGGAGCAAGUGCUGUCAUGACUAAAAGAAGCUGUGAGUCUUAGCAUUUCAGUCUUUGACACUGCACAGGUAAUCAUAUACAUGUAUACUUUCAUUCCUACUUUCAGAGGGUAAUUUUAAUUGUAUAUUUAACUUUCUCAGAAUAUUCAAAGUAGCAAAAAUAUAUAAGAAAUAUUUUUCCAGAAUAAGUAGAUAACCACUCGUGCCUCAAAACACAGGUGCUUCCACGGUGCUACACAAACAUACUUUACAAGAUGUGUCUUCUCCUACAAAGUCAUUGUGAUAUAAAACAUAAUUGUAAGCACUAUUUUAUUACAUAAUUUAAGGCAUUAUUUAAUCAAUAAUCUUGGUAAGGAAUUAUUAUAAUUUUUAUUCUAUUUAUAAUAAUCUUUAAUGUGCUUGCUCUGAAUAAAAAGACAACACUA